AUGGCCGACGCAAUUGACAGCCUCCGCAAUGAGCUCUCCGACGACGUUCGCGUCCUCGGCUAUGACCCGCUCAUCCCUCCCCAGCUGCUGGCCUCGGAGCUGCCCAUGUCCGAGGUAUCGCGCAAGACGGUGCUGCGCGGACGCCGCGAGGCCGCGCGCAUCAUCCACCAGCAGGACGACCGUCUGCUGGUCAUGGUCGGGCCCUGCUCCAUCCACGACCCGGAGACGGCCGUCGAGUACUGCCAGCGGCUCAAGGCCCUGGCCGACAAGCUCAACGACGACCUGUGCAUCAUCAUGCGCGCGUACCUGGAAAAGCCCCGUACCACGGUCGGCUGGAAGGGCCUGAUCAACGACCCGGACAUUGACGAGAGCUACAAGAUCAACAAGGGCCUGCGCGUCUCGCGCAAGCUCUACUGCGACCUCACCACCCAGGGAAUGCCCAUUGCCUCUGAAAUGCUCGACACCAUCUCGCCCCAGUACCUGUCGGACCUGAUUUCGCUGGGCGCCGUGGGCGCGCGCACCACCGAGUCGCAGCUGCACCGCGAGUUGGCCUCGGGCCUGUCGUUCCCCAUUGGCUUCAAGAACGGCACCGACGGCAGCCUGACGGUCGCCGUCGACGCCAUCGGCGCCGCCGCUGCCAGCCACCACUUCCUCGGCGUCACCAAGCAGGGCCUCGCCGCCAUCACCCGCACCAGCGGCAACGAGCACUGCUUCGUCAUCCUGCGCGGCGGCACCAAGGGCACCAACUACGACGCCGACAACGUCAAGGCCGCGCGCGAGGCCCUGGCCAAGAAGAGCCAGAGGGAGGUCAUGAUGAUUGACUGCUCGCACGGCAACUCGAGCAAGAACCACCGCAACCAGCCCAUAGUCGCGGGCGUCAUUGCGGACCAGAUCCGCGAGGGCGAGAACGGCAUCGUCGGCGUCAUGAUCGAGUCCAACAUCAACGAGGGCAACCAGAAGGUGCCGGCCGAGGGCCCCUCGGGCCUCAAGAAGGGCGUCUCCAUCACCGACGCCUGCAUCGACUGGGACACGACCGAGGGCGUGCUCGAGAACCUGGCCGCCGCCGUGCGCGAGCGCAGGCAAAAGGGCCAGAGCGUCACCACCAACGGCGCCGCCGCGCAAUAA
Molecule: messenger RNA, 1125 nt
Organism: Aplosporella prunicola CBS 121167
Lineage: Eukaryota; Fungi; Ascomycota; Dothideomycetes; Botryosphaeriales; Aplosporellaceae
Exons: 3
Coding region: 1-1125 (374 amino acids)
Biological process (GO): aromatic amino acid biosynthetic process
Cellular component (GO): cytoplasm
Molecular function (GO): 3-deoxy-7-phosphoheptulonate synthase activity
Source: RefSeq, a predicted model, not a curated record